AUGAGAGGAGUUCAUAACAGGAAAAAUGAAAAUAGGGACAGAAGUAGAAAGAACACAUAUGAUAAGGGUGGGGGACAAAAACACAGUAAAAAUGGCGACAAUGAAAUCAAUAGAGGAAAGAUCAGGGCAAUGACGGAGAAAAGCAAAUUGGAAAAGGGGAUAUACAUAGAUGACGACCUGACAAGAAAAGGAAGGGAGGUACAGCAACAAAUAAGAAGAAUAGCCAGAAACAAAGAGGUGUGGGAAUAUCUGAAGACAUUCGACGUGAUCGGACUCACGGAAACUUUGGUAGAGAAAGACAAUUGGGAAAAACUAAAAUAUAGACUACCCAAAAAAUUCGACUGGAAAUGCAGGGCAGCAAUGAGAGUAAGGAAAAAAGGAAGAGCAAAAAGGGAAAUAAUAACGGGUAUAAAUAAGGAACUGAGAGAAAUAGAAUACAAAGAAAUAAGUGAUAAUAUAGUGGAAAGAAAAAUAGUAUACAAUGAUAAGACGUAUAGGGUAAUGGUAGUUUAUAAUCAAGACACAAAAGGGACAUGGAAAGAAAUAGAGGAAAGAGUAGACGGAAGAGAAGAAGAAGUGAUGAUCAUCGGCGGAGACUGGAAUGCAAGAACAGGAGAAGAGGGAGGGCUGAUAAACGAGGAUCUAGGGAAAGAAAAAAACAGGCGAUCAAAGGACAAAACAAUAAACAUGGAAGGAGGAACUCUACUAAAGUACCUGGAUGAGAGAGGCUGGAUGAUAGUAAAUCAAAGAGAUAAAGAAGGGAAGGAGUGGACAUAUAUUGGGGAGAGAGGAAACUCAGUGAUACAUUUUGUGAUUGGCAACCAGGAAGCGACAGGAGAGAUAAUUAGCAUGAAAGUAGGAAAAAGAACAGU
Molecule: messenger RNA, 872 nt
Organism: Bombus impatiens (common eastern bumble bee)
Lineage: Eukaryota; Metazoa; Arthropoda; Insecta; Hymenoptera; Apidae
Exons: 2
Source: RefSeq, a predicted model, not a curated record